CAUAAAAUGGAGGAUAGAUUGCCAAGAGUACAGUGGAUUACAGGUUUGUUGAUGGCCUUUUGCAGGCGACGAGGAGUAAAGGAUUUGUUCAGGCCCAGUAAAAUUGCAAGGAUUGGAACGUCAGAGCGGAAUUCAUGGCUACAUUUUGUGAGGACGAAGUGCUGAAAAUGCUUCGUUGUGUCGCUCAGAACGUCAGCCGGCUAGCGGUGCGGCCACCGGCCCUCUCGCGCGGCAUGGCGUUGGAGGGCACCAAGUUUGCUGAGGGUGAGAAAGCGAUUGAAGACCUCUACUUCACCAAAGAGGACCAGCGUCUCAUGGCAAAGCUUCUCGUCAAGGUCAAGGAGCAGUCGGACAUUGCGGACAAGCACGCAGCGGAGGGCGUUAAGGCCGCGGAGAUGUCGGCGUUGAAGCAGAUACUUGCUAAGGUGGACGUCCCCAAGGAUGUCAUCGAGAAGCUUAUCAAGUGGAAGCACACACAUUACUGAGCUGCGAACAGAGUGAACGUUCUCAGCUGGCGGGAUGCGCUUCGGGUUAGUCAGAAGGCAAUAGGCUCUGCUAUAUAGGUCGUGGUUGCGGUGGUGAGGCGCAGCGGCUCUAUAGUGCGAAAGGCCGGUUGGGGCACGGUCGCACCCCCUGCUCGGCCAUGUUGUUCAGUGCAGCGCAGGGAGAAGCGGCAUGGACCGACUCAGACACCUGAGGAAGACGGCCCGUAAGCUGGUACAGUAGGACUACCCUGUUAGCGCCGUGUGUGUUUUCUAUCCAUGGUGGAGAGUGCCGGUACCCGUCCUGGGAGCCCGACGGUGAACGUACCGAAGAGAGCAACUUGCAAGUAACUUCACAGAUGUAACACGCAGGAGAACAGGCCUUGCCUUGCCUUGACUGCUUGAUAAAACGUUGCGUUCAGAUUCGGGAACUGUGUUGUGCUGUUCUGUUUUGUGGAAAGGUGAAUCCAAUGUGCAGUAACGGUCGGGUUGGUACCAAACUUUUAUCGUUCUAGGUGCCGUCAUUAAGACUACACCAGG
Molecule: messenger RNA, 1022 nt
Organism: Volvox carteri f. nagariensis
Lineage: Eukaryota; Viridiplantae; Chlorophyta; Chlorophyceae; Chlamydomonadales; Volvocaceae
Gene: nipA
Product: NaCl-inducible protein nipa
Exons: 3
Coding region: 135-485 (116 amino acids)
Source: RefSeq, a predicted model, not a curated record